Sclerotinia trifoliorum is the source of this 2457-nucleotide messenger RNA. The record is from the annotation of a GenBank genome assembly. NCBI's taxonomy places the organism in Eukaryota, Fungi, Ascomycota, Leotiomycetes, Helotiales, Sclerotiniaceae.
UUGAGAAUAUUCUCAUUUUGUGAAAGGGGACACUCAGUUAUCUACUUCUCAUGUCCUAAUAUUUUCUCUACUUUACUCAACCCUCCAAAAAGAUAUUGCUCAUCAAAAUCAUGUCUGUUGAGUCUAACAUCAUAUCCACGGGACCCGAUCCCCCAGGAACCAACUAUCCCGUCUCCGCAAAUGCAAUCACUCUCCCAAUUUUCUCCAUAAUCUUCAUAUUUCUACUCCUUGUCCCCUUCCGCCUCCUCUACCGCGUCAACAAUAUCGCCGCCUGCUCUCUCGUAAUAAUAAACAUUAUAUCCCUUCUCUUCGUCUCCACAAACGCCAUAGUCUGGCCCACUGACUCUCUCUCCAACCGCUGGUCCGGCCAUAUCCUCUGCGAUAUUCAAGUCCUCAUCCGGCAAGCUUUCUACACAGCGAUGACCUCAACAACAUGUUGCAUCUCCAUGUUUCUAGCCCGAGCUGUCGAUACGGAUAAUGCAUGUAUGCAUGAAUCCACGGCGAUGAAGAGAAGAAGAAUGAUAAAGGAUUGUGCAUUUUGUUUCACGAUUCCUCUACUGCAAAUAGCUCUUCAUUAUACCAUUCAGUUGAAUAGGUAUACGGUUAUGACGAUUUAUGGGUGUGUGGAUGCGACGGAUUCGAGUUGGAUUAGUAUUGUUAUUUUCCAUAUUUGGCCACCGAUCUUUGCUUGUUUUAAUUUCUAUUUUUCAGGUGUGUAUUUUCUGUUCAUAUUCCUGCUUAAUUUCCAUGAAGUGGCCUACAAUUUCGGGUGAAAAGGAAAAGAGACUAACAAAGCAAAAGUCCUAGUAAUCUAUCGACUCCGUCGUCACCGUUCCAACUUUGCCAGUACACUGUCCUCCUCAAGUUCAGGCCUCAGUCCUCGCCGUUUCUUCAAACUCUUCACUAUGUCUCUCAUCCUUUUAAUUGUUUAUUUUCCCGUUGUAAUAUGGUACUUCUACCUCAACGUCAGCUGGCCUCUCCAUGCAUAUUCCUGGUCUCAGGUCCAUGAUCCACUAUUCUGGAAUCUCAUCGUCUUUUGGCGUCUUGAAGAUGCACCAGCGGGUAUGGAAUAUGAUUCAUGGAAUUGGGUGUCACUGGCUUUCAUGAUUGUGGUGUUUUGGGGGUGUAAUAGUGAGGGAGUGGAGGUUUACAGGAGAGCUGCAGUUAGUUUGGGAUUUGCGAGAUUUUGGCCCAGAUUGAGGAUGACGUUCCACGAGAGAAGAAUUGAAAAGAUGGAGAGGGAUAAUAGGACAGGAUUGAGUGGUACGGGCACAGUAGGGAGUUGGAAAGGAAAAUUCGAUUUGAUUAGUAGGACGGUGAAUUAUUUUGAGGCUCAGGAGGAGAAGAGUAGAAAACAUAGUGUGGGGACGACGACUACUUUGGGUGAUGAUAUGUAAGUUUGCUUCUUCUUUUUCUCAUUUAAUCAUGGGUAUCUUAUUUCGAGUAUUGAUUCUAACGUUACCGAAGAACUCACACUUCAACCCGUAAACCAUCCCACCAAACCCAAAUCUCCACCUCCACCACCACAAACUCAACUUACAACUCCCGCAACGCAACUAUCUACGAUUCAAAUUCCUCGGCGCACAAACAAUCCGUAGCCACAGCCACGCCGAGUAUCAUCGAUCACGACAUUUCAUUCUCUUCAUCAGCCCCUACAUGUGCGGAUCAAGACGUUAUUUCACCUUUUCCGCGAACUCUUUCCCCGAAUAAUGUAUACUCGCAUGUUCCUGAAGCGACUGAUGCUAGUGAAAUUACGGCGCCUCCACCUACUUCUAGAGGUAUGUGGGGAAUGUUUAGAACGCACCUGAAUCCACUUCCUCUACAUGCUUUUUCUACUCAUGGAAAGGGAUCUGAGAGUUCGUCUUCUUUACCACAUCAUUCGAAAUCGAAAUCUCUCUCACACCCUAAGAACCAGGAAAGGCUCAGUAUCACACAUGAGAAAAGUACCAUACCUGGUGAGCACUUGGCAGAUGCAAACAACGCAGCAACAUUAACAACGCAAAUCUGGUCCUCGGCAAAUGAUAGUCAUGAUGUAAAUUUACAAAAGGGCUCGAAUGCAAGUUUACUUAAAUCUGGAAAUGGAAAUCUGGCUACAAAUAAUCAUGGAGAAGACGAGGAGUAUGACCAAGAUGACAUUCUUGCAUCUCCAAAACCAGGAACGAGAGCUUAUAGGGAGAGAGAAAGAUUAGAAAUGAUUUCUGAGAAGGAAGAUAGGAAGAAGGAAAGAGAGAAGAAGAUAUUGGAGAAAGAGAGUAUGGGUGAUGGAAAUGGAGCAGGGAAGGAGGAUGGAGAGGGUCUGAACGUGAAAAAAACAUUUGGUCUUGUGGAGGAAAGAGAUAUUGAUCGUACGGGUAGUUCUUAAUUUUCUUGAAUAUGGUAGGAGAAAUGGAGAUGGGGGUUAAAUAUUUUCUGGUGGUCUGCUCACUUGCUUUCUUACUUUCUUUCUUCGGUUCUAUG